AUGGAGCAAGCAAAGGCGUUGAACGCCCUCGAGCCGUUCCUCGCCCUCUCCAGCUCCGCCACAUCUGACCGCGCCGCCGCCGACGUCGUCAUGCGAGCUACCUCCGCCCCAAACACCUACAUCUUCGCAGAACUCCUGCGGCAGCCGCGAAUCCGAGCUCUCGCCGGAAACCUCGAGUUCUCACCCCACCUGCGCCUCCUCGAGGUCUUCUCGUACGGCACCUAUCAGGACUACCGUGAAACGCGCGGCCUGCCGCGGCUGAACGAGCCCCAGAUGCUCAAGCUGCGCCAGCUCACCUUGCUCACGCUCGCCCGAGACAGGUCGAACCUGUCGUACCAAGCCCUCCAGAAAGCGCUGGGGCUCACAUCAGCACGACAGCUGGAGGACCUCGUCAUCACCGCCAUGUACGCCGGCUUACUCCACGCCACUCUCGACCCGGCCCGCCAGGCAGUCCAGGUAAACAGCCUGGCACCCCUGCGGGAUCUCGCGCCAAGGUCCAUCCAGGACAUGAUUGCCGCCCUGGGCAACUGGUCGGACAAAUGCGCCUCCACGCUGCGCGACCUGGACGCCCAAAUCGUCAACAUCCGCGCGGCCGCUGUCGCGCGUGAAAAGGAAAAUCGGGCAGCGGAGCAAAGAAUCCAUGCCCUGGUUUCAGAAGCACGCGACUCGGACAAGAAGACGGACCAGCCGGGCCGGGAUGCCCUUCCAAGGAGAGCCUACAAUAAGCGAUCCAUGGUGGAUGCUUCCAAUAUCACGAGUGCCGAGACAAUGGACGUGGAUGAGCCUCCUGCUGCCGAAGAGCAAAAGAAGCGAUCCGGUAAGCGGAAGAUGUAG
Metarhizium album ARSEF 1941 is the source of this 834-nucleotide messenger RNA. RefSeq names its product COP9 signalosome subunit 7 (CsnG). The transcript is spliced from 2 exons. Gene Ontology annotation, cellular component: COP9 signalosome. The record is from RefSeq and is a predicted model, not a curated record. NCBI's taxonomy places the organism in Eukaryota, Fungi, Ascomycota, Sordariomycetes, Hypocreales, Clavicipitaceae. Bases 1 to 834 code for a protein of 277 amino acids.